Xenopus tropicalis (tropical clawed frog) is the source of this 1743-nucleotide messenger RNA. It is a transcript of the gene cpvl, whose product is annotated as carboxypeptidase, vitellogenic-like. Bases 236 to 1564 code for a protein of 442 amino acids. Gene Ontology annotation, molecular function: serine-type carboxypeptidase activity. Gene Ontology annotation, biological process: proteolysis. The transcript has 12 exons. NCBI's taxonomy places the organism in Eukaryota, Metazoa, Chordata, Amphibia, Anura, Pipidae. The record is from RefSeq and is a predicted model, not a curated record.
UUACGCAAUGAUUGGCAGCCGCUGAGCCCUCAUUUCUGCAGUCAUGAGACUGACUAGCUAAGCUCUUUCCGUCACGGGCAAAAUAGGGAAGAAGUACGGCCACGGCGAAUUGUGUUUGCUUAUCACGUGGUACAACUAGCAGCUACAAAGCGCCUUUAAUGUACCCAUUGUACCCGCACACCCACACCCAGGCCGUUUAAUCGCCGCUAGAACGAGAGAGAGACAGCCGAAAAACAUGGAGAAGAUUGCCUGUCUCUUUCUAUUGAUCUCUCUCUUUGUCAACCUGGAUCUUUGCUGUGCUGCCCGGCCAACAAACCCUUUUGGACGUAUGUUUAAAGGGGUGAAAGUAACCAGCAGAACAAGGGAGGACCCUGGAAUUCCUCUUUUUCUUACACCAUAUUUGGAGACUGGAAAAGUUGAUGAAGCAAGAGCAUUAAGUCUGGUUGGCCCACUACCAGGGGCAAAUGUCAAGAGCUAUGCUGGAUAUCUCACUGUGAACAAGACUUACAACAGCAAUAUGUUCUUUUGGUUUUUCCCUGCUCAGGUCAGUCCAGGGGAUGCCCCGGUCUUACUCUGGCUGCAGGGUGGACCAGGUGGAACUUCAAUGUUUGGCCUUUUUGUGGAGCAUGGACCUUACAUUGUGAAUGAGAAUCUUACACUGGGCUAUCGAAAAUAUUCGUGGACAGAAAAAUUUUCAGUGCUUUACAUUGAUAAUCCAGUUGGGACUGGCUUCAGCUUUACAGAUGAUGACAAGGGUUUUGCAAAAGAUCAGAAUGACGUUGGACGAGAUUUAUACAGUGCCCUCACGCAAUUUUUCCAGAUGUUUCCUGAAUAUCAAAAGAAUGAGUUUUAUGCUACUGGUGAGUCUUACGCAGGAAAAUAUGUCCCAGCUAUUGGUUAUUAUAUUCACACUCACAAUCCAACAGCAAAGGUGAAAAUCAACUUCAAGGGGAUUGCCAUUGGAGAUGGGCUCUGUGAUCCUGAAAUGAUGCUGGGUGGCUAUGCUGAUUUCCUUUACCAAACUGGCAUGGUGGAUGAAAAUCAGAAAGCAUUUAUCCAACAGCAAGCAGAUUUGGCAAUAAAGUAUAUCCAGCAGGAGAAGUGGAUUGAAGCCUUUGAUGUGUUUGAUGCUCUGCUAAAUGGAGACAGGACAGAGUAUCCCUCUUUUUUCCAGAAUGCCACAGGAUGCACCAAUUACUUCAACUUUCUUCAGUGCCAGGAGCCUUUAGACCAAGAAUAUUUUGGAUCAUUUUUGUCCCUCUCAGAAGUACGGAAAUCAAUCCAUGUGGGAAACCUAACAUUCCACGAUGGUUCUGAGGUUGAAAAACAUUUGCUUUCAGAUGUGAUGAAGACUAUAAAGCCUUGGUUAGCUGUGCUAAUGGAUAAUUACAGGAGAACGCCUUUUGAACCAGGUCAUAUGUCUUUCCAAUAUGCUGUAACUGGACAAGUUCAUCAUUUAUGUUGGUUGUUGCCAUCAGAACAACCUAAAAAAAAAAGUAAAAGAGAAAACAGAAGAGAAGUGGCAGGAUAUCAUCCCACUGCAUUCCACCUCGAGGUCUACUAGAAACCUUAAAGUGAUCUACUGGACCGCAAUCUAUCUUUUUGUCCCCCCUGCUCUAUGCUGUCUGUAAGCUGUGGAAAAGUUGUUACAAUUUGUAUCCCUGUAUAUCCAGGGUAUAUAGAUAUAUAUAUAUACACGUACCCUGUAUAUCCAAACACAAAAGUAAGUCUGACUUCUAAUAA